CCGCAGCACCCGCCCUCCAACAAGUCGCUGUACGAUCUGAUCUCCGAGAGCCCUCACACCACCAUCCUAGCCCGCAUCGUGCACGACGACUCGCACCUGGUGGAGCUGCUGAACCGCACGGCCGCCAACCUCACCCUCUUCGCGCCCACCGACGAAGCGUUUGCCAAAAUCCCGCAUCACCACCACGACAAACACCGUCACGAUGACGACGACGACGACGACGACCACCACCACCACCAUCACAAACCACCGCGCGAACUCAUCCGCGCGGUACUGAAAUACCACCUCGUGUCGGCGGUGUACAGCCCGGCGGAGCUCUUCCACGCGCACACGCUGCCCACCCUGCUGACGGAGCCGCAGCUCAGCCCUAAGCCCCCGGCCCCCGGCCGCAGCAGCGCCAGCUCACCCCAAAACGACGAGGAGAGAAGGGACUCCUCGCUCCCGCAGCGCCUGAGCAUCAGCACGACGCUGCACGGCCCGACGCUGAACCACUACAGCCGGAUCCUGGCGACGGAGAAACGCGCCGCCAACGGGGCGCUGUACACGAUCGACGCGAUCCUGCUCCCGCCGCCGUCGCUGCUGACGCUGGCCACCAUCGUGCCCACGCAAUUCAGCACCCUGGCGCUCGCCCUCCACCGCACGGGUCUCGCGGCCCGACUGAACCAUACCCAUCCCCAUCCCCAUCCCCAUCCCAAACCCGGGGACCCGGACCCCAGAUCCCAUGGAACAGGUACAGGUACAGGGCAGGGGGGAACAUACUUCCUCCCGACGAACCGCGCCUUCAGCAGACUGGGGUACAAGGCCAACGCGUUCCUGUUCUCGGAGCACGGGACGCCGUACCUCCGUGCGCUGCUGGAGUAUCAUCUCGUGCCGCGGCGUACGCUCUACUCGGAUGUGGAGUAUACAACUUCUGGAGAGAUCGAGGCGGUGCAUGGGCUCAAGCAUUUUGAUUUGGAGACGAUGCUAGACGGGCGCACGGUGGGCGUUGAGGUGGCGAAUUUGGGGCCGUGGGGCGGCGUUACUGUUUCUGGGGUGCGGGUGGGGGUUAGGGAUUUGGUGGUGCGGGAUGGGGUGGGCCAUGUUCUUACUCGUUCUGUGAUUGUGCCUAGGUGUGAUGGGGGUGAGGGGGGUGAGUUUGGGGAUGGAGAUGGGGAGGGGGAGAUGGCGGUUGAGGAGUUGGUGGGCAGGUUGCGGGGUUUGGUGGAUGGAGGUUCUGAGUCUGAUGGGAGGGAGGAG
Messenger RNA from Aspergillus japonicus CBS 114.51, 1236 nucleotides. RefSeq names its product FAS1 domain-containing protein. The annotation marks the transcript as partial. Lineage: Eukaryota; Fungi; Ascomycota; Eurotiomycetes; Eurotiales; Aspergillaceae. Gene Ontology annotation, biological process: macroautophagy. The record is from RefSeq and is a predicted model, not a curated record. Gene Ontology annotation, cellular component: fungal-type vacuole membrane. The transcript has a single exon.